GUGCAUACCACACAUACAGUCCAGUCACCGUGCAGCUGCUGGUUUAACGGAGCCUGCUGCUGGACAAAGCCGUCCAUUCACGGCAUGUUACUUACAGCUCAGCAAGCGCGGUCAAAAUAAUCCUGCCAUGAAGGGGUUAACCUGAUCAUUGCCUCAUAAAAUAUCUUCUUGUAUGAGCUAUAGAGACGUGUCACUUUACAGUACAGGCUUACAGGUGUGGCUAGCACAAUCAUGGAGAAAUAAAACAUUUCUCCAUGGUACAAUCGAACCCGAAUAAGAGCACUGUUUAAGUCGGGGGCGGAUCUAGCAUUCAAGUAAAAGGGGGGAUGGGCAUACUGAAGGGACAUGCCCUGCUAAGGGUCAUCAUGCACCGUUCCCCGAUGAAAAGAAAACUCCAAAAGUUACAGUAUUAAUUUCUCCUCUAAUCUAAAACUAUCGAACUAAUUGUUUAUGGACGGCGCAAUCCUCGUGCAGGAUUUUUUUAUUCGUUUCUAGUCAUUUCACUGGUGAGAUCCCUUUAGUCCGCGGCUAAAUGGGGGGGGGGGUAACCACCGCAAGAUUCGCCUCUGAAAGUGUUGUUUCUAUGGCCUUGACCAAGGCAUGUACGUGACAUGGCUUGUGUUAUUGCUAAUAAUUAUAGUUCAGCCAUGGAUAAGAGAAAAACGAAUUCCCCAACAGUGCAUGGCCUUUUUACAUCGAGUCCCCGACAACCCCACGACCCGGUUAUUGUGUUGUGUGUCUACUGAAUACUCGUUCUCGUUCAUGAAUGACUUAGAGUUGGUUGAAUAACCCACGCAGUCAUGGCCUGCAACAGAGCCACUCCCUGAAUGCUCUGUACACAGCGCAAUGCUCAUCCACCAAUGCAUAUAGCCCUCGGUUGCAGUGCCAUGUGCUGCGCAGUUAGGUUGAGUCUAGCGAAGUGAACAACUUAGUUUUUCCCAAAACUUGCGGAGUUGAUGUCAGUCCCACUCGCAAGUUAGACAUUCAUUCGACUGAGGACUCCGAACAUCUAGAAGUGUGACCCGCUACACGACUGUCUGAAAACCAGCGUCUAGUCACUCCACUGACCUACACAGCAAGAUAAAGCAACCGUCAUAAUGCUUUUCGAGGACAUCUUGCAUCAUGUUGGGAAUUUCGGCAAGUACCAAAAACUCGUAGUCCUGGCUCUAUGCCUGAUACAGCUUCCAACAGCGUGUCAGUUCCUAGCUCAAGUGUUCCUGGCCGCCAACACCGAUCAUUGGUGCUUGAUUCCGGCAAGCGAGGCUAUCAACUGCACUCAACUUCAGCUGGACUCUGUGUCUGCCUGUCAGGAGGCACAGAAGAACGAGAGCAUACCGUAUGAGCUGGACGACGACGGGAAGCGAGUUUAUUCCUCGUGUGAGCGGUACGCGACUGCUGAGGACGAUGGCGAUCAAGGUUGGAAUUCCACGGAUGUCAUCGCCUGUGAUGCUGGGUGGGAUUUUGACCGGUCGCGCUACAAGUCCACAAUCAACGAGGAGUUCAGUCUGGUUUGUGAGCGGGGAGAUUUCGCUGGUAUUGCUCAGUCUGUCUGGUUCGUAGGUUUACUAGCGGGUUCCUUUGUGUGGGGAUCGGUAGCUGACUGGCUUGGCCGAAAGUUUGCCUUCUUCUUCAGUCUUUUUCUCGUCACUAUUUCAUCCAUUGUGACGAGUUUUGUACCCAACUUUGCAGCUUACAUGGCUAUGCGGUUCAUCACUGCAGCUUGUGGCUACGGAGCUAGCCUGAUAGCUUCCAUUGCAUCAACGGAGAUAGUUGGGCCUCAGAAACGUGUUUUGGUUGGUACUCUGCACUCGAUCGCCUUCGCACUGGGUUUCUUGCUCUUAUCCUUUGUGGCUUUCUUUGUACGGGAAUGGCGCCAUCUACAGUUGGCAAUAUCACUUCCUUAUAUCCCUGGAUUCCUACUGAUCCUAAUCUUUCCUGAGUCACCGCGUUGGCUGAUAUCGAAAGGCAAGUUCAGUGAAGCUAAGAAGAUCAUCCGUAAAAUUGCCAAAGUCAACGGCACAACGGUUUCUGAGGACGUAAUUAAUAAGAGUCGUGAAACUGGACCUACCGACGAACAGAAAAAGGAGGUUCCGUCUGAUGCAGCACGACGAGUGACACACUUGGAUCUCUUCCGAACCCCCAACUUGCGGAAGAAAACUCUAGUAAUGUGCCUUGACUGGUUUGCUGCCAUCAUGGUGUUUUACGGGCUGUCUCUGAGUACUCAAGCCCUUGGUGUCGACGACUACAUCGCUGCCUUCGUGUCCGGAGCUGUUGAGAUUCCAAGCUACCUUUUCUGUUGGUUCAUAAUGGAGCGAAUCGGCAGGCGUCUCUCAUUGGUCGGAUUCUACAUUUCUGCAGGAGUAUUCUGUUUCAUCAGCAUUUUCAUUCCCUUGGGUCCAGCGCGGGCAGCAGUAGCCAUGGCAGGGAAGUUUGCUGUCAGCGGGGCUUUCAGCCACAUCUACAUCUACUCCUGUGAAAUCUAUCCGACGGUUGUCAGGAGCAUCGGCAUGGGUAUGUCUUCCAUGGCAGGGCGUAUCAGCGGCAUUCUCUGCCCCAUCAUUCUGCUCCUUGGCAAGUACUGGGAACCGCUUCCUCUGUGUGUCUUCGCUGGAAGCUCCUUACUGGCCGGGACACUGUCGCUGAUGCUGCCUGAAACCCUGGGCCGGGAAUUGCCUGACACCAUCGAGGAAGGGGAGAAGUUUGGAAAGGGCCCGGGAUCUCAUCUGUUCAGCAAGAGUGACCAGGAUAACACUACCACCACCGCCAGCCAUCUUAGCAACUACUUGCCUCUGUCAAGACUCGACAGAAAAUCCGAUGAAAAUGUGUCUGUUUGAAAUCCUUGCAGUUGGAUUGUUGAGCGUCAAGUUACACCAAUGCAUCAGUUACUUUCCAAUCGGAUGCUUUUCCAAAGAGAAGAGAGUUUUUCGUGUAUUUUUUUGACGAUUUUAUGAAAUUGGUGUGAAACUAAGUUUUGCUUGCCAUUUCAGUUUUUUUGGGGGGGGAAAGCCUGUAUUUAGGUACUCUACCUAUUUAACUCCUUGGCCAAAGGAAAAUGAGGAAAACUGGCAACUGUAAAACAGUAACAUUUAAGUUUGAAUAUUUAUAAUUUCAGGGGCCACGAUCUGUGAACGUCUAUGAGAGCUCGUUCUGCUGAAAGGGUUACAGCCGUUACAAUACGGCCGAUAUAAAAUUUAAGAAUGUUUUCGAACCGAGUUUAGUUGGAAGAGGGGUAAUAACUUUAUUUCUUAAAACGAUUGUUCAUUCAAAUUCGGCAGUGCAAUCACUUCCAAGAAAGUUGCUAAUAUAUUGCCUGCUUUAAUUUCAUGGUGUAUACUGUAUAAUUAAUUUUGUAAUUUUUUUUAGCCCUGCCCGACGUGUAUUAUAAUAUUAUAAUAGUUGUUUGCGGUACCUGCUGCUACAUCUGACUCGAACCAGCAAGUCGACACCGGCAAGCUCGGUGGUUGAGCGUGUAAGACGUCUGCACCGCGGACGUAUAUAAAAAAAACUGGACGUGCAAUGCCUUUGUAUGAAAUAGAAGCCAACCAGCCGCCAUUUUAUCGAGCCGAAUACAGAUGCGCGGGUUGGCUCGCUUCUAUGGACGCCAGAGAGAACAAAGGCGGGCAUUGCCAGGCAAGCUUCGUAUUUGGCUCUGUAAAAUGGCUGCUAGUGGAUUCAGUGAUUUCUACAAGCUGAUUAAGGGCAUUGCGAGUCCAGACUUUCUUUUAUAUAUACCCAGCAAGAAAUGAGACCGAGGGGUACC
Messenger RNA from Acanthaster planci (crown-of-thorns starfish), 3760 nucleotides. Its product is annotated as organic cation transporter protein-like. Gene Ontology annotation, molecular function: transmembrane transporter activity. Gene Ontology annotation, cellular component: membrane. Lineage: Eukaryota; Metazoa; Echinodermata; Asteroidea; Valvatida; Acanthasteridae. Gene Ontology annotation, biological process: transmembrane transport. The record is from RefSeq and is a predicted model, not a curated record.